AUGAUUCCUUCGAUAUCGUCCUUGGCAGGGGUGGGUCACGGCCUCGCAGCCAGGCCGGCAGUGCACAUGCCAGCGCUCGACGACUUCUACUCGCUCGCUGCCGCCGCAGUCUGUCUGGCCGUGCUCGGCAUCCUUGCUCUCGUACUCCUCACCACUUCGUCACCAUCUCCGCAUGGAUACACCAGGCUAGACACCGAUGCAGAGUCACCGUCGCUGCCAACACUCGACGACGACAACGGCGAGAACGAGGUGCAAGGAUACGCCUUUGAGCUGCGCAAGGCGCAUGGCACUCCACUCGAUACCCAGGCGUUCGAACGCCACAGACUGCUCGUUCACAUCGCCAUCGCCGUCCUCGCCGUGGUCGGGCUCGCGCUAGAUGCAGCUGCGAUCGUUCAGCUUGUGCUGGCGAGCGAUGAAAUUCCAUCCUCGCUGUACCUGGCUUCGGCCUCGGCAGGGCUGCAUACAGUGCAGGUCGUACUGUCCAUGCUCGAUUUGAGGCUGGCAGAAGCGACGAGGCUGGCGUACAUCUCGCUGCUCGCCUUCGUCUGGCUGCUCGUAAAGCUGCUCGUCGCACUGUCCGAGUACCGACUCAGGCUGCCCAUUCACGCCGCCGACGCAGGUCAGCUGCUGUUUACACUCAACGUACUCUGCGGUACCAUCGGCUUGGUCGUCGCCUUCAUCUCGCCCUCGGGCCCGAAGGUGAUGGUGGAUGCAACACAGAAUCUCACCGCACGCCAGAUCCUGCGCAACACGGUGGGCGGUGGAUCCGUAGCACAAAACGCUUGGGGCUUCAAGGCCUUCCCCGUCGUCAAGCAGGCUCAUACCAAAGGCAGGAUCGAGGAGGAUGACGUACCCGCGCUCGAUUACACCUACAAGUCGGCGUACGUCGCGGAAGAGAUGAUCCGAAAGUAUCGUCAGCUCCUCGCUGCGUCCACCGCCAAGAAUCCGGCGGCGGGUCGUAGCGAUGCAGUCAAGGCCCGUGUGCUGCUGAGCUCGCUUAUCGCGUGCAAUGCCGCUGAGCUCAAAGCUACCGCGGUCGUACUCGUCAUCACCACAUUUUCGUUCUACUUCCCCAAGCUCGGCAUGAGCAUCUUGCUCAACGGCAUCGAACAGUACGAUCAAACCCUCAAAGGUCCGAAUGCGAUCAAGGAUACCGUGCCAAACAGGGCUCGUGCAACGCUCAUCUAUUCGGCAGUCUUUUACCUCACCCUGCUGUGGGAAGGAUUCAUCGUGUACUACUACUUCCGUCCGCUCGGAACCUACCUCAAGACUAAAGUGCAGACCCAGCUCACAACGCUCCUUGCAUGGAAGCGGUUGCGCCAGAAAGAAGCCUCGGCUCCCUCUGGUGCUGACGAUGCAGAGGAUGCAAAGGAGGCUGGAAACGACGAGGGCGAAGCGUCGGCAAGUUCGUCGUCGCAAGUGAUCAAUCUCGUCACCACGGAUGCCAAUCGCAUCUUUUCGCACAUCGAUAUGUUCAGCUUUGGCAUCAUGGGUCCGCUCGAGGUGUUCGUGGGUGGAUGGUCAGCGUACUACCUUCUUGGCAAUGGUGCACUGAUGGGUCUGCUGGUGGCAGCACUUAUGCAGCCCAUCGCCAUCCUGAUCGGACGCAUCACGGAGCGCAUCGACGACAAGCUGCAAAAGUCGCGCGACAAGCGCGUCAUGCUGCUCUCCGAAGCCAUCCGUGCCAUCCGCAUGAUCAAGUACGAGGCAUGGGAGGACGAUAUGGCCGCACGCAUCAUGCACACCCGCCGCGCAGAACUCAAGUGCCAGGCACAGAGCUGGAUCGUCUUCACCUUCUUUGGCGGCUUCUUUGCCUUUGUGCCCAUGCUCACCAUCGUCGUCGCUUUUGCUUGGUACACGGUCGUUGAGGGCCAGCAGCUCACUGCGUCAGUAGCCUUCCCCGCCGUGGCGGUGCUCAUGGAGCUAAGGUUUGCUGUCAGCUAUCUGCCCAGCAACUUCCUCAUGAUCAUCCAGGGUUGGGUCUCGCUCAAGCGCAUUGCUGCCUAUCUCGAAACUGGCGAAGUCGAGCUCAAGACGGGCGAGUACACGCCAGCCACUAGAAACGGAGCCGACAACCCUGCUGGCGCAUCGAGCUCGGUCGGCCGCAUCGCGCUCAAGAACGCCGAAAUCACCUGGCCUUCGGAAGGCGAUGCCUCGGCAGCUUCGGGAGCAGCCACUCCAGGCCGCUUCUCGCUCUCGAUCCCCGAGGCGACGUUCGAGGUGGGCAAGACCAACCUCGUGUGCGGCAAGAUCGGAUCGGGCAAGACGCUGCUUCUGCUUUCGCUGCUUGGCGAGGCCCAGCUGACGUCCGGCAGCAUCGAGUGUCCGCGCUCGCACCCCGCUGCAUCGCUGUACGCCGUGCGCUCUGCAUCUUCGCAUCGCCGCGCCAAGUGGUGGAUCGACCUGUCGCUCGCUGCGUAUGCGCCGCAGCGUCCGUUCCUCUUCAACGCCACCGUACGCGACAACAUCAUCUUUGGCCUCGAGUACGAUGCGCACCGCUACCGCGCCGUCAUCUUUGCGUGUGGCCUCAAACCGGAUCUCAAGAUCUUCAAGGACGGCGACCGCACCGAGAUCGGCGAGGGAGGCACCAACCUCUCGGGCGGACAGAAGGCGAGGAUCUCACUCGCUAGGGCCGUCUACUCGCAUGCAGGGACCGUGUUGAUCGACGACUGCCUCUCGGCGCUCGACUCGCACACCACAAAGCACAUUUGCGAAAAGCUAUUCGAUGGAGGAGAAUCGGGUUUGCUGGCGGGAAGGACUACCGUGCUUGUGACGCACCAUGUCAAGCUCAUGGCGAGCAGGUGCAGCAAGGUGCUUGUGCUGCAGGAAGGCAGGCAGGCAUUCUUUGGCAGCGCCGACCAGUUUACCAACUCGAUCUUUUUCCAGCUAGAGAGCGAGCAGAGCGCUGCCGAAAAGGACGACGAGGAACACGUGCCGAGCUUCGGAUCCAACACCUCCACUGCGGCCAACUCGGCCGCUAACAGCGACGAGGAAGACGAGGCGCUGCUCAACCCUGCCAACGUCGGCGAUGGCAAGGGUGCAAAUGCCUCCGAGUUUUCGGUGCAUACGGUUGGCGCGGAGGCUGGCAGGACCACUCUGCGACGAAGGGCUUCCGUCUCGGCCUUUAGCCACGUCUCGGGCCUGCUGGACGGCGCGGCCGAGGGCGAAGAGGGCCAAGGCGAUGUGCACAAGCAGGUCACCGAAGAGACGCGCAAGCAGGGCCGUGUCUCGUUCGCGGUCUACAGUGGAUACGUCCGUGCUGGCGGCGGCCUGCUCGUGUGGCUGCUGCUGCUGGGCUCUUUCGCCGCCAAUGCCUUUUCCGACCUGGGUGCCAACUGGUGGUUGCGGCUGUGGGCUCAGUCGACGGCGGAUGGCGAUGCGGGCAUCGAGCGCGCCGAGCACUCGACCGAGUGGUGGCUCUCGCGCUGGAUGCUCAUCCAGUCCGUCCAGGUGGUCGUGCUCACCGCCGGAUACGCUCUCGUCUGCACCGCCUCGCUGCUGGCCGGCAGCCGGCUCUUCAAGCAGCUGCUGCGAACCGUGCUUCGUGCGCCGCUGCGCUUCCACGACUCGACACCCUCCGGACGUCUGCUCAACAGGUUCGGCAGAGACAUGGAGCAGAUCGACUCGUCCAUCGCCGAGGAGCUCACGGAUGCAGCAAAGUCGCUCCUCAUGGCUCUCGCCGCGCUGGUCGCAACGUGGAUCGGAGGCGGCCCGAUUUUGAUCGUCAUGCUCUUCUUCAUGGCACCGGUCUUCUACGUGCUCGUGUCGACAUUCACCAUUGCCGCGCGCGACCUCAAGCGGCUCGACUCGAACUCGGCGUCGAAGCGCAUCACGUGCUUUACGGAUCUGAUCACGGGCGUGGUGACCAUCCGUGCCUUUGGCUCGUCGGCAGCGUACUAUGCCACGCUCAUGGAGAGGCUGGAUGAAAACAUGAUGUUCUACUUCUGGCAGGGCUAUGUGCGACAGUGGCAGAGCCUGCUCUUCUCGCUCGCCACCUCGGGCUUUGUCAUCUCAACCGUGCUCGUCGUGACGCUCGUACCCGGCUCGUCAGCUGCUCGAGCGGGUUUCACGCUCAGCUUCGUGCAGAACCUCACCUCGAUGCUCCAGUUCGGUCUGCGCUCCAUGUCCAACGUCGAGCAGGGCCUCGUGGCCGUCGAGCGUGUGAUGGAGUACUUUGACAUCGACACCGAGCCGCUCGAUGCGCCUCCGCAGUCGGCAGGCGGCGAGAUCAAGGUCGCCCCGAACUGGCCCGAUAAGGGUGCCAUCGAGAUCCAGGAUCUGCACCUCGCAUAUGCCGACAACCUGCCGGAUGUGCUCGAUGGAAUCACUCUCUCGAUCGGCGCGGGUGAACGCGUGGGCAUCGUAGGCGCAACCGGCAGUGGCAAGUCGACACUCGUCUCGGCACUCUUCCGAUUCUUCGAGUACCGCAGCGGCAGCAUCGUGAUCGACGGCGUCGAUAUUGGCAGGCUGGGUCUCAAGACGCUGCGCAGCAGGAUGAAGAUCGUUCCGCAAGACCCGCUGAUUCUGUCAGGCACGCUGCGUAGUGCCGUCGAUCCGCUCGAGCAGUACUCGGACGUCGACAUCAGCCGAAUCCUCGUCCGCGUCGGUCUGCUCAAGGAAAAACUCCCUGCCGCCGCAGGAUACGGCACUUUCAACGGUGCUGGUUCGGUCCCCAACCUCGCCGGUGGAAGCACGAGCUCAUCGACGCUGCUCGCUGCACAGGAAGAGUCGUCCGACGACUCCGGGAUGCUCACCUCGCUCGAGGCGCGCAUCGAGGAGAGCGGAACCAACCUCUCGGCUGGCCAAAAGCAGCUCCUGUCACUCUCGCGUAUCCUGCUCUCGGCAUCGAACCCCGAGAAUGCAAACUCGAUCGUCGUGCUGGACGAGUCGACAUCGUCGAUCGACUACGCCACCGACGCCAAGAUCCAGACGCUGCUCAACGAGCACUUUGCCGCACACAAUACCACUGUGCUCGCCAUCGCCCACCGCCUCAGGUCGAUCAUCGGCUUUGAUACCGUCGUCGUUUUGGAUCACGGCAAGGUCGUCGAAAAGGGCUCGCCGCGUGAGUUGCUCAUGCGCGACGACGGCUGGUUCUGCCGCCUCGCUACCAGCACGGGAGAGGACGAGCUGGGCGCCCUCAGGAAGGCGGCUGGCCUUUGA
This is a messenger RNA of Moesziomyces antarcticus, 5160 nucleotides long. RefSeq names its product multidrug resistance-associated ABC transporter. The transcript has a single exon. Gene Ontology annotation, molecular function: ABC-type transporter activity; ATP binding; ATP hydrolysis activity. The coding region runs from base 1 to 5160 and encodes 1719 amino acids. Gene Ontology annotation, biological process: transmembrane transport. The record is from RefSeq and is a predicted model, not a curated record. Gene Ontology annotation, cellular component: membrane. NCBI's taxonomy places the organism in Eukaryota, Fungi, Basidiomycota, Ustilaginomycetes, Ustilaginales, Ustilaginaceae.